Chanos chanos (milkfish) is the source of this 1842-nucleotide messenger RNA. It is a transcript of the gene frs3, whose product is annotated as fibroblast growth factor receptor substrate 3. The record is from RefSeq and is a predicted model, not a curated record. Gene Ontology annotation, biological process: fibroblast growth factor receptor signaling pathway. Gene Ontology annotation, cellular component: cytoplasm. The transcript is spliced from 5 exons. NCBI's taxonomy places the organism in Eukaryota, Metazoa, Chordata, Actinopteri, Gonorynchiformes, Chanidae. Bases 10 to 1842 code for a protein of 610 amino acids. Gene Ontology annotation, molecular function: fibroblast growth factor receptor binding; transmembrane receptor protein tyrosine kinase adaptor activity.
GCUGAAGUUAUGGGGAGCUGCUGGAGCUGUCUGUACAGAGACGCAAUCCAAGACAACCACCCCACCAAGUUCAAGGUGACCAACGUGGAUGAUGAGGGGAACGAGUUGGGCUCGGGGACAAUGGAGCUCACUCAGACCGAACUCAUCCUGCACACGCGCAAGAGAGACGCCAUCCGGUGGCCCUACCUCUGCCUCCGUCGCUAUGGCUACGACUCCAACCUCUUCUCCUUCGAGAGCGGCCGCCGUUGCCAGACGGGGCAGGGGAUCUUUGCGUUUAAGUGUUCCAGAGCAGAGGAGAUCUUUAACCUGCUGCAGGAUCUGAUGCAGUGUAACAGCAUCAACGUGGUGGAGGAACCUAUGAUGAUGUCACGACCAGGACACACCCCUGAGAUGGGCACGCCGCAAACACCAAACACGCCAGCGUUCCCAGUGCAGGGUUUUCCAAACGGUUACCCCGGCUACCCAAUCAGUGCCGACUCAUCCCAGCCGUCGCUGAACGAGGACCACGGGCAUGGACUCAUGGGAUUGGACGACCAGGCACACACCUACGUCAACACGGUGAGCGUGGAGGGAGACCUGGCGAGUCGACACUGCGUCCACUCCCUGCCCGAAGUGCGGUCCAGUGCGUUCCCCGAGUCCGCCCGGGGGGGCAUGGGGCCGGGGCAGGGCGGGGGGCAGCCCGGCAUGCACUGCUGCGCCCUGGAGGAGCGCAAAGACCCUCAGGUGUUCCUGCAGCCGGGGUCACAGGAGGUCAAGUUCAUGCUGGGGCCGACGCCCGCGCAGCGCCACCUGCUGGAGCGAGACCGGGAGCGCCACGCCCUGGGCCUCCGUCCGGCCGACGGCAGCUCCGAAACGGAGGGCGAGGAACAGCCCGUCCACGUGUGUAACACGCACCCUUACCACCACUACCAUCACGUGAUGCACCGACAUCCCGGCAUGGAGCACCAAGGGGGCUGUCCCAGCAGCCAGCUGACCUAUGAGAACAUUAACGGCUUGCGGGCUGGGCGGAGACAGAGGCGGAGCCCGAGCAGCGUGUCUCAGUCCGUGGGGUCCAGCAGCAGCAGCAGCGCCGGGGAAACGCACACGCACACGCACCCGCUGCCGCUGGCUCACUCCCACUCGCACGGCCCCACCCCUCUGCCCCCGCAAGGGUACGGCUGCGACCGGGGGGGCCACCGGCGAACGGCGCUGCUGAACUACGAGAACCUGCCGUCCCUGCCGCCGGUGUGGGAGUACCGCGCCCUGCAGAGAGAGGAAGAGGAGCAAGACGAAGAGGAGGAGGAGGAGUACGAGGAAGAGGAAGAGGACGAAGAGGACUUCGAUGAGUACGAGUUUUCCGAGGGGCCCGGGACGCCCAACGGGUACCCGCAGGAGGGCCGGGGUGGGAUCCACCGGGAUGCGUUGCAGAACUACGUCAACACGGAGCAGAUGCAACCCGGCCGACUACGCCAUCCCUGCCCCCCUCCCCCGCAGCCCCUCCCCCCCGAACGGCCCAAUCGCGUCUUCAAUUUCGAUUUUCGGCGACGCCCGGGACGAGGGGCGGGACCUUGCCAGCACCCUCACCACGCCCCCUCUCGACAGCUCAACUACAUCCAGGUGGACUUGGAGAGCGAUUCGCCCACGCGACAGAGUCACGGGGCGGGGCUUGCGCAGGCUCCGCCCCGCCCCCCACCCUUAAAGCGCGGGAAGAGCGGUGCCGCGCCACCCCCCCGGCGAAGCGAGUUCUACGCUGUAAUCGAUCUGAAGAAGACGGCAGCCAUGUCGAACCUGCAGAAGGCCCUCCCCAGGGACGACGGAACAUCGCGAAAAACCCGCCACAACAGCACCGACCUGCCUCUGUGA